AUGCAAUCAAGUAAACUUGAAGAUGAUUCAGAAGAAAAUAGCGAAGAUGGAGGUUCGAAUUCCGAAGAUGAAUCUGAAGAAGAAGAUGAUCAAGACGCAGAUGAGAAGCCAACAAGUGCAGCGAUUGGUGAUCCACAGCUAAGGCUCAUCAAUAGGUUAGUUGAACAAAUCAACAAUGAUGAAGACCCUUCAAUUUCAACUAAAAAUUACAAAUUAACUGAUAAAUAUGGUAAACCUCAAGGUAUAAUUGGUAAAGGUGCAUACGGUUUAGUUAAAUUGGUUUCCAAAACUGAUUCUGCAACUAAGAAGGAAAUUUAUUAUGCUGUUAAAGAGUUGAAAAAGAAGGAUAAAGAAGAUUCAAAUCAUUUCAGCACAAGAUUAACUUCAGAAUUUGUUAUUUCAAAUGCAUUAAAUCAUAUGAAUAUAGUGAAAACAAUCGAUUUGAUGAAGAAUUCAUCUGGUGCAUAUUCAGAAAUCAUGGAAUAUUGUUCAGCUGGUGAUUUGUAUUCAUUGAUUUUGGCCACAAAUGGAGAAGGUUUACAUUAUUUGGAAGCUGAUUGUUUCAUGAAACAAAUCAUGAGAGGUUUAUCCUAUAUGCAUUCAAAAGGUGUUGCACAUUGUGAUUUAAAACCUGAAAAUAUCUUAUUAACUACAAGUGGAGUUGCCAAAAUUUCAGACUUUGGUACAAGUGCUGUUUUCAGAACAGCUUGGGAAAAAGAAUGUCAUUUCAGUUCUGGAGCUUGUGGAUCUGAACCUUAUGUUGCUCCCGAAGAGUUUGCCGUUAAAGAAUAUGAUCCAAGAUAUGUUGAUGUUUGGAGUGCAGGUGUUGUUUAUUUAACAAUGAGUACUGGUGGUUAUGUAUGGGAAAUUGCCAAAGAUGAUGAUGAUGGGUUAUAUGAGAAAUACCUUGCUUCAAGACCUCGUGAUGGUAAAGCAGGUACUUUUGAACCAAUCGAAACCAUCAAGUCUGGUGCAUAUUACAAAUCGAGAAAAGGUGUACUUUAUGGAAUGUUGGACCCAAACCCUAAAACAAGAUUAACAUCUCAAGAAGUUUUGAAAUCUUCAUGGUUACAACAUACUGUUUUGUGUGAAGCUGUACAGUCUGAGUAUCACUUUUAA
Molecule: messenger RNA, 1119 nt
Organism: Hansenula anomala
Lineage: Eukaryota; Fungi; Ascomycota; Saccharomycetes; Phaffomycetales; Wickerhamomycetaceae
Gene: KKQ8
Product: putative serine/threonine protein kinase KKQ8
Exons: 1
Coding region: 1-1119 (372 amino acids)
Biological process (GO): intracellular signal transduction; protein phosphorylation; intracellular monoatomic cation homeostasis
Molecular function (GO): ATP binding; protein serine/threonine kinase activity
Source: RefSeq, a predicted model, not a curated record